AUGCUCACUGCAAGGACAUCCCUGCUGCUCGUGGUGCUCCUCACCCUCUCCCCAUGCUCCAGUGCAGGCCCUUACUCUCCAUACGAGUGCUGCUUCCGCUACGUGAAGCGUCCUCUCCGCCUGGACAACCUCCUGGGUUUCUACUCAACUCCCAAGGAAUGCUUUUCCCCAGCAAUUGUGUUUGAGAUCAAGGAAGGAGCCAAGAUCUGUGCAAACCCAGAGGACAAGUGGGUGAAGAGAGCACUUACAGAGCUUCCAAAAAGGAAAGGACUUCGUGCCUCGUGA
This is a messenger RNA of Cinclus cinclus, 285 nucleotides long. RefSeq names its product C-C motif chemokine 14-like. Bases 1 to 285 code for a protein of 94 amino acids. The record is from RefSeq and is a predicted model, not a curated record. The transcript is spliced from 3 exons. Lineage: Eukaryota; Metazoa; Chordata; Aves; Passeriformes; Cinclidae. Gene Ontology annotation, biological process: positive regulation of ERK1 and ERK2 cascade; cellular response to interleukin-1; cellular response to type II interferon. Gene Ontology annotation, molecular function: chemokine activity; CCR chemokine receptor binding. Gene Ontology annotation, cellular component: extracellular region.